AUGUCGCCGCCGACCCCGCGCAGCAGCUUGGAUUGCGUUCUUCCAUGCAGUGAACAUCGUUGCGGGCCUCAGCCGUUCCUCUCCGCUCUUCGCGAGGCAGACGCAUGCGUUCCCCCUCCCUGCGUCUCCCUCCUGUGCCCACACCCCAUCGCGAGGCCGAAGGCGGCAAUGCCUUCCGCGUACGUUGUGCCUACUUCACUUCAGUCUGCAGAGGGCGCCUUGCGCUUCUCUCGCGCGCGCUCUUCGCGUGGAGGUCCACCCUGUGGAUCUACGUGUGAAGCGCGCCUCAACACUCCUUCUCGCGGAGUUGCUCUGCGUCCUGACGCUCUGACGGCGGGCGAUGUCGAAGCAGCGCGACCGCCUUUUUCAGCAGGAAGCAGCAGCUCCUCCCUCGCUACGGAAGUGACGUCUUCUUGUCCGCGCGAGUACGCGCGGAAGCGGCGGCUCGGGCUGACGCGCGGCGCUUCUAUGACUGUCGCCUCGUCCAGAAGCACCGGCAGCGAGGACAGCAGCCCGAGGACCCCACACAGCGGCGCUGCGAGCCUGCUGAACUCGCGGCGGCCUGCGUCGUGGGGUCAGACACAUUCGGCUGAGGCAGCGCUGCCCUGUGAGCGCGACUUCGCAGGCGCUGCCUGGAAGCCAGAUGGCGGCUCACACGCGUCUCGCCUCGGCUCCUGCAGCCCAGCGGGUGCGGGAGCCGAGGCAGACACGUUGAUCACCGCAGGCCUCCGCGCCGUGUGCUCGGGGCGAACGGAGGGCCUGGCCUGGCCGUCGCCGAACCCCGCAAGCGCCGAAUACAACUCAGACGCCGUUGGCGGGGUCUACAGCUCGUCUAUUCAGCAGAGUACUCCUCUUGCACGGACUUCCACGAUGUCUGCGUCGAGCUGUCAUGCCUCUUCGCGAGCUUCGCUUUCCUGUUUGCGAACGUUCACUCCGAGAAGCGGCGGGAGACAGGCAUUCGAAGACUUCGCGACGCCUGCGCCGGGAAAUUAUGUGCACGACCUGCCUGGGACCGGAGCCUGGCCGCCCGAAGGCCUCCGCUUCCAGGCAGUACGUGGGCGAGAUGGGGCUGGCGAUGGCGGCGCCCGGUUUCCCUCUCCGAAUCUUUCUUAUGAAACAGCGUCUUCCGGCAGGCGCAGAAACGCUGACACGGCGACGUGCGGGAGUCCCCUGAGCGUGGGGAGGCGCGUGCCCUCUGCGCCGAGCCCCCGGAGUAACGAGUCGCCGGGCGGGCUGCCGCCAUACUACGCAGCCCGGAGGACGGAGCGCCUGUGGAGCGGCGCUGAGUCUGCCUGCGGCGCCCUGAAAGUGACGGCACAUCGCCCCGCGCUAGAAAGCCAGACGGCGGCCGUGGAUUCCUUGCCGCAGCCUCGCCGCUCACCCGCCGCCUGGAGAUCCUCUCGAGCUCUCGUGGCUGCGCCCAUGCUCUCCAGUGCCCUGGUUGGGAUCCAGUCACCAUCCAGGCUGUCUGCUAGCCCCUGUAGUGGGGCGGGAGGAAUUAGAUGCGUGCUCAUCUCGGAGACGAGCCUGGAGCAGCUCUCGUCGGUGGGGACUCCCACAAAGAAAGGAUUAACCACUGUGGACGCUGAAAAGCUGCGUGCCCCUGCAACUGCCACUGUCCUACGGAAACGCGUGAAAGAUGCAGUCACGGUCUCCGCCAGCGGCGAGAGCCCGGCAGCUGCUGAGUUUCCUGCAAGCGCUCCAAGUGAGGGGGAGGAACGGCGGAAAAGCGGAGUUUUGAGAGAGCGCAACAGAGAGGAGUCUCAGGAACGAGCGCCGCUGCCUAAUGGGUCUGGCUCCCUGCGCCAUCUGCAACUUCUAGGCGUCAAUGCAGCCGAUCAGGUGGCGGUGUGGACAGCCGUCCGGGCCAAAAUGGCUGAGCGGACAUCGGCAAAUCGGAGCGGAAGUAGAACCCCAGAAAUGAACUGGACUCCGCAAGACGAACAAGAUUCCGUGGACGCCGUGUUGGAGCCUGACGUGGAGGAGAAGGAAGCUGAGAAGGCCCUUUCAGAACAGGUCGACGACGCCCAAGUAAAUGGCAGCUUCGCCCGAAACUGCGAAGCGCUGCGGGGAGAUACUCGCCGUGGGAAACGGUGGAGCAGACCUGAGGCGCUUCACCAGCUUGAGUUUGGGGGUGGGAGCUGGGACGCCCAGAUGCAGGAAGGACCGGGAGGAAAUGCGAGUCACAUUCAGCGGCACUUUAUUGGCGUGCAAAGCCCUCUGGCGAGUCAUCAUGGAAAUUACGUUUCGGAUCGUUGUGAAGGGCAGCUGAGUCAUGAAAACGGAGGUGACUCCAGCGCCUUCAACUUACGUGCAGACUGUGGACUUCUGACGGAGCCAGACGCUCAUCGUGCGGCGCCCCCUCCUACUCCUGUUCGCCUUCGGUCGACAGCGAAACUGGAUGGAACUUCCGCCUGCAGACUCCCUGCAGCGGUGUGGGGCCUCCCUGUUCCCACUCCGGGGCACCGCAGUCGGGCGCCCCUGAACUUGGAAUCCUUUUCGGCUGAUGUCGGCAGUGGGCUCGAGCCGCAGGGAACCCUGGGGCAUGCAGACGUCCAAGAAUCCCCUCUGCUUCCACUCAGCGAAGGCAUUGGGGUGCCCGAAGCGGAUGAACAGCCCCUCAGCGACAGAGCUCGAUACCUCAGUGGAAGUGCCGGCAAGAGCGUGGCGAUGCCCCAGCCGUCAUCCAAGGCUUCUGAGAACGAAGAGAUGGAACGCUCAUGGCUCCAGGAAGAACUUCAGAUGCGAAGGCUAGCCUGGCAACUGCGCCAGGAGCAGCAGCUGCGCCUUGCCCUGCUCAUGCCACGUGGCCCUGCGCUGCCCUCCCCAGCGUCUGUCGUGUCUCCUAUUCGGCAUCGCUCGCCUGCGGCAAGCCCUCGUUUGCUCCGCGAGUGUGAUCCAACUAUCUGUGACUGCGGAAGAGAAAGCAGCUGGAUAUCUCCUUUCGAGGCCACCGGGGAUGGCGAUGGUGCCCGAAAUUCGGCAGUCUUUAGUACGAACUCUUUGGCAGCACCCUGCGUCUCAAGCGCUCACAAGGAUGCCGAGAACUACAUCCGGGUAGGCGUUUGUACCGUGUGCGAACCUCCAGCCUCAAGCUGCCAACUAGCAGCUGAUUCCUUUGACCUUUAUCACCAGCCACGAACUUCUCCUAAACGCGAGGCAGGAUCUGCAGCGCCUCGCCCGAGCACGCAAUCGACAGGCUGUCCAUUGCCGAAGCAUUCUGCUCCCGUGCCUGGCGACCUGACCCCGGCUGGUUUGGAGAGAAGUCGCGCCGUCGGAGAUCUCUCUACCAGAACCGGGAGUGCGGACAAGAGCUCGCUCCCCUACGUCUGGAAUGAUGCGGCAUCGCGUGGCGCCAACGGCGGGAUGCCGCCCUACCGAUGGCCGCAGCCCAGCGAUUCGGAGCUGCCGCUGGAAACCGGGUUGUCGUCGGGCGGGCCUCGUGGGGUGUCGGGGGGCUGCAGCCCCCGGGAACGCUGUCGGCGGACCCCAACGUCCGGCACUUCACGCGAAGGCAAACGCGGCGCUACACGGCCGACAUUCGUUUCUUUGAGCCGAUCUGGCCUGUCGAAGCGUCGUCCCGCGCCCCUGACCCUCCCGAGUAUGGAUGACGGCGCGGCGGAGCUUCCUCCGCCUGCGCCAACCUCGUGGAGCAGCCGCCUACGGAUGGCAGCCGUACAGUGCGCCGAUGCGGCGGCAGGCUCUGAGUCCUGCUCAGAAACCGCAGACGAGCCUUGCGCCUCUUUCUCCUUGGACGGAGCCAAGGCCACGCCGAUCAGAGCUGCUGAGGCAGCCAACACACGGCUCCGAGCGACAAGCGCGGCGACGGAUAAGUUGCCGAAGACUUGGCACGCUCCGGAAGCAGACGAGGUAGGGUCGGCGUUGCCGACCCUCCUAGGGAGGCGUCCGCCGCCGUUGUGGGCCCAGGUGGACCCUGUUGCAUGCACAGGGUGGUCGCUGGGGACUCGAAAGAAAAACGAGGCAGCGACGAAUGGCGACAAAAGAGUCUGUGUGCAGGGGAAGCCCGUGAUGAGGGACUUCGCUCCCCUGCGUACCUGUCCAUCAAGUCAAGCAAAAAUGGGUUUUCCCGGGGGAGCACACAUCGACGUGGAGACGGAAAAACUGCAGGCCGCGGACGAGCGUGUGCCUCAUCCGCCCCUCCUCGCCUUCACUCCGAUAUCGGAGACCCAGAUGCCAGAUCGUGGAGAAAGUCCCUGCGGCGCGUCGGCGCACAUCAUGGAUGCGGACGAAGACCAGCCGCUGCAUUCGUGCUUUUAUCCGGCGCCCUCGGAUAGAUCCGGAGUUUGUGUCGCGCGUUCGCAGCUUUUGGUAGACACACCAGAGAGGCGUCAGUCGCCUCUCAUCCCACAGGGGCACUGCGGCAGCGCGGCUGACCUGAGGGAAGAUGAUGCGCUGUGUGCGCUGCCGACAGAGGUCAACGAAGAAAGCGAAAUGGAGGCAGGCCAGGACCGAACUCCGCGGACUGGCUGCAGGGACCCCAUUCUCACCGCCCCGCACCAUCGUGGAGCUCAUAGAAACCCGCUGCUGGGGUUCGCUGCGCCCUCUGCAAGCAGAGGGUUUCUCCAUCUUCCUUCCUUGCCCACCGUCUUUCGCUGA
Besnoitia besnoiti is the source of this 4617-nucleotide messenger RNA. RefSeq lists its product as uncharacterized. The transcript has a single exon. NCBI's taxonomy places the organism in Eukaryota, Apicomplexa, Conoidasida, Eucoccidiorida, Sarcocystidae. The coding region runs from base 1 to 4617 and encodes 1538 amino acids. The record is from RefSeq and is a predicted model, not a curated record.